ACGGCUGGGUGCUAUUUUUACGAAACAAACCUCACUUUUGAUUUCUAAUGUAAAAAGUAAUUGCGUUGAUUAACUUGCCGCUGUAGCUUUAGCCCCGUUGUUGAAUUAAGUAUUAUAGCUGUGUUUCUAAACAUUAUAUAAAAUGUCUACAAAAAACUAGAAAAAUAGAAUGGAGCGUUAUCCUUUAAAGUCCUCUGUAUCUACGCCGGGUACAACAUAUCAAUCAGUCUACAAAAAAGCUACAAGCGCAAGCAACGGGCGCAGUGGCCAAACCAUGGAGGAAGACAUGGUAGAGAUCACGCCGGGGCCCGCUCGUGCGCCCGACGCCACGCCCACCAGCCACGGAACCUUCCAGCUGUACGAGCACGGCGGUAGGAACAGCAGCGCCAGCGCCAGCUCAUACAUCGCUCAGUACUUCAACACUGCAGCCGGGGACGCAGUUAUAUUCUCCGGAAUGCAAGGCGACGCAGAUGAAAUCCCAGGUAUCGGCCAGUACGAUGACUUCCACACUAUCGAUUGGCAGCGCGACAUCGCCCGAGAUCGAAUGCGGCACCGGUACAUCGUGAAGAAACGACAGGACUCCAUAUGGGACCUGAUCAAGGGUGCCCACGACGCGUGGUCCGGGUGGGUGUGCGUGCUACUGGUGGGGGUGUGCACCGGCGUGGUGGCGGGCGUGAUAGAUAUCGGCGCGUCCUGGAUGACGGACCUCAAGUUCGGCAUCUGUCCACAGGCGUUCUGGUUCAAUAGGGAACAGUGCUGCUGGUCCAACGACGAGAUCACCUUCGACCACGGCAAUUGCUCGCAGUGGAUGACUUGGCCGCAGCUGUUCGGUGAAUCUCGAGAAGGUGUAGGCGCUUACAUUAUCAGCUACCUGUUCUACAUCGUGUGGGCGUUGCUCUUCGCCGCACUGUCCGCUUCUUUAGUGCGGAUGUUCGCGCCGUACGCGUGCGGAUCAGGUAUACCAGAGAUCAAGACCAUUCUGAGCGGCUUCAUCAUUCGAGGCUAUCUGGGAAAGUGGACCCUGAUCAUCAAGGUUGUCGGACUCAUACUGUCAGUCUCAUCGGGCCUUUCCCUCGGAAAAGAGGGGCCCAUGGUCCAUAUAGCGAGUUGCCUAGGUAACAUCCUGUCGUACUUGUUCCCGAAAUACGGGCGGAACGAGGCGAAGAAAAGGGAGAUCCUAUCGGCCGCGGCCGCCGCCGGCGUUUCCGUCGCGUUCGGCGCGCCCAUUGGCGGAGUACUGUUCAGUCUAGAGGAGGUUUCCUACUACUUCCCACUGAAAACCUUGUGGCGAUCAUUCUUCUGCGCCCUGAUAGCAGCGUUCAUUCUGCGGUCCAUCAACCCAUUCGGUAACGAGCAUUCUGUUCUCUUCUUCGUGGAGUACAACAAGCCAUGGAUUUUCUUCGAGCUGAUCCCUUUCGUGGGACUGGGGAUCAUUGGAGGUGUAAUAGCGGCCAUAUUCAUCAAGGCCAACAUCUACUGGUGCCGAUACCGCAAGUUCUCCAAGCUGGGCCAGUACCCGGUCACCGAGGUGCUGGUGGUGACGCUGGUGACGGCCGUGAUCGCGUACCCCAACCCCUACACCAGGAUGAACACUAGCCAGCUGAUUUACCUGCUGUUCAACCAGUGCGGGAUAUCCAACUCCGACCCGCUGUGCCGCUACAACCGCAACUUCACGGACGUGAACUCGGCGAUCGAGCGCGCCGCCGCCACCACGGAGGUGUACAACGCCAUGGGGCUGUUAUUCCUCGCGCUGCUGCUCAAACUGGUGAUGACCGUGUUCACGUUCGGCAUCAAGGUGCCCUGCGGACUCUUCAUUCCCAGUCUGGCGCUCGGCGCCAUUGCGGGCCGCAUCGUGGGCAUCGGUAUGGAGCAGCUGGCCUACAACUACCAGAACAUCUGGAUCUUUUCGGGCGAGUGCUCCACGGGCGACGACUGCAUCACUCCGGGACUGUACGCGAUGGUGGGCGCCGCGGCAGUGCUGGGAGGGGUCACCAGGAUGACUGUGUCGCUGGUGGUGAUUAUGUUCGAGCUGACGGGCGGCGUGCGCUACAUAGUGCCGCUGAUGGCGGCCGCCAUGGCGUCCAAGUGGGUGGGCGACGCGCUGGGCCGCCAGGGCAUUUACGACGCGCACAUCGCGCUAAACGGCUACCCCUUCCUCGACAGCAAGGACGAGUUUCAGCACACCUCGCUCGCCGCCGACGUCAUGCAGCCCAAACGCAACGAGACCCUGGCAGUCAUCACGCAAGACUCGAUGACGGUGGACGAUGUGGAGACGCUGCUGAAGGAGACUGAGCACAACGGAUACCCGGUCGUGGUCUCCAAGGAGUCGCAGUACCUGGUCGGCUUCGUGCUACGCAGGGACCUCAACUUGGCAAUAGCGAACGCGCGGCGCACGUUGGACGGCAUCACGGGCCAGUCAGUGGUGGUGUUCGGAGGACAGCCAUCGCCCCCGACCGCCGGCUGCCUGCCACUCAACCGCAUCCUGGACAUGGCGCCCAUCACCGUCACCGACCAAACGCCCAUGGAGACCGUGGUGGACAUGUUUCGCAAGCUCGGCCUUCGACAGACGCUCGUCACGCACAACGGGCGGCUGCUCGGAGUAAUAACGAAGAAAGAUGUCCUUCGGCACGUGAAGCAGAUGGACAACGAAGAUCCCAAUUCCGUGUUGUUCAACUAACUAGGAAGGAUGGGCUCCCACUGCGCCGACGACGGAUCACGCGUGUCCGUCUAAACACAGACGGAUCCGGGGAACACACGACUAUUUGAUUACGGUCCUUUGCAAAACCAGCGUUUAAUGUGCGGUAACGUGUGAAAGCUUACAGCCACGGUAACGAUUACCGUGCGUGCGUCAAACUGUGCUGUGUGCAACUACGUGUGCCCCGACCCCGUCUAGCGUAGUGGGAACCCGCAGGGUGAUUACGUAUCUCGCGACAGCAA
This is a messenger RNA of Pararge aegeria (speckled wood butterfly), 2937 nucleotides long. It is a transcript of the gene ClC-c, whose product is annotated as H(+)/Cl(-) exchange transporter 5. Gene Ontology annotation, molecular function: voltage-gated chloride channel activity. Gene Ontology annotation, cellular component: membrane; synaptic vesicle; Golgi apparatus. The coding region runs from base 170 to 2677 and encodes 835 amino acids. Gene Ontology annotation, biological process: transmembrane transport; chloride transport. Lineage: Eukaryota; Metazoa; Arthropoda; Insecta; Lepidoptera; Nymphalidae. The record is from RefSeq and is a predicted model, not a curated record. The transcript has 18 exons.